CAACAGAACAAUAUUUUUUUCAUACUGUUUACUUCAAAAUUCUGAAGGAUGUUCUCUCUAUAACAUAUCUUAAAUUGAGUAAGAUCUAAGGAUCUCGAUAGAGCCGCUGCUAUGGAUGUCGGUCGUAGCUUGCAUGAACUGGCGCCUAUACAUAAGCUAACACGAUCACAUAGUAAAGCUUGAACGAUGGAUCGAUCGAAUACCAUGAAGAGGUGGAUAGUUCAGUGUUUUCGCCAAGAUUUUUCAUUUGUAGGAGUAGCAGACGAUACAAUGCACAGGUAUGUAAUCAAUUGCAUACGACAUGCACACCAGCAUUAAUUUUGAGAAAUUCUUUCAGAAUAAAAAAAAACAAUGCUUGCAGUCGGUAAAAUAUUGCAUUCUCUAUUUACUUUGUCGGUUUGUUUCAUGGCAAUGGAACGAGCCACACAAAUGUCUCUUAUCGAAUCAAGCGUCAUUCUGUACGAAAUAGAAAUGAAAACAAACAUGUGCAAACGACAUGAAUUUUUUUGCGUCUUGUGCGGAUGACUGGUUGAUUGCGACGAACAUGUAUUUCCUUUUGCGAACACAUAAAAAGCAUACUCGUUGCAUUCAUAUAAGUCUAGAUCAAAGUUCCAAUCAGAGAUGGCAUCGGUACCGGUCUAAACCACCUUAUACUGGUCUAAAUUUUUCACUUUCCUGCUCUUUGAUGGCAUUCACAUGAAAAAACAACUGAAACCAAGACUAGUUCCACUGAUCACACACAAAUUUAUUUAACAAAUAGUUUUCAGAAUGCCCAUCACUGAGACUAUUGUUAUCAACGGUGAAGCAUUAUGCCAUUAUGCGUGAAGGUACGAAGAUAGCGCGCAAGAGAAUUCACCAUGAAACAAGGUUUUAUUUCAAGCCUCAGCGUGUUGUCUGUAGGUCGAUAUUUUGACAGUAGGCCGAAUUUUUUCUGAUAAACUGACGUAUCAUCAGCAUCCUGUUUAGUACCGGUAGGCUGAUUUUGACCGAUAGACCGGUCAGAUCAGCUUUCCCCCUUAAAUCAGUUUAGGCCGGUAAACUGGUUUGGACCGGUCAGACCGGUUUUUUCGGUCUACCCGGCCCGGUGCAAUCUGAAAUUUUCAGACGGGUACCGGUACCGGCCCGAGAAAAAGUAGACUGGUUCCAUCACUGGUUCCAAUAUCUAGAAUUAGAAGUGUGAGAGUGUCCAUGUCAAUCAUGGUCGGUCGUAAGUGGCCGUACACAAACCAAUCACUGCGAAUAACGGUGACUGUAUACGGUAGCCAUUUACAGCAACCGAAAACGGUGCUUUACAACAUAUUACGGCCAUCGUACACAGCGCCCGUUAAAGGUCACCGUAAACCACUACCAUAACUAUACAACAACUCUAUACUUUGGUUGAAAAACACUGUUUGACAUCGUAUAUGUCAGCCGUUUGCUGUGACCGCUUACAACGGUCGUAGAUAAUGCUUUACGGCAUAUUGCGGCGAUGGUAAGCAAUGAUCGUAAAAUGUCGCCAUGAACGACUGGCGUAGCAACAUGGCGACUGUAUACGGUAGCCGUUCACAGUGAUCGUAAAUAAUGUUUUACGAUGCUUUACAGCCGUCGGAAACAACCACCGUAAUAAGUCGCCAUUAACGACUUCUGUAACAAUACACGACUGUAUAUAUUCAUUGAAUAAUAUCGCCAGCUACCGUCUAUGGCUACUGUAAUUGGUCUGAUACAGGAUCAUUAUUUUUUAAUGUAUUUCGUCACAAAAGAUUGUUAACGUUGAAGAAUUCCUCUUAUUCAGUAUAAAAAGUACCCUCUCAUGCCCAAUUAAAUAUGUUGUCAAGCAACAAGACUGCAUCUCCACAAAGUCGAGAAAGACUCGCCAGUUCUACCUUCUGCUAUGAUUAUUGUCCAUUUCCGAGUUAAAUGGCCGUGGGCAUUUUUUGAAUAACUUUUGGUAGGAACGAGAUAGAGAUCUGAGAUUUCCACUGUUGGAAAGGGCAGAUGAAGAUGCAUCGAAUUAUAUAUAGGAAGAUUUUCCUAAUUACUUUCCUAAAGGUUUAGUCAAACGUUUUCAAAGAAUUCCUUUUUUCUUCUACAUGAAAAAAGUGGCUUGUCUAUCAAAAUACUACAAAAAUUUACAUUUUUCGUUUAUUUUGUUGAAAAAGAGGAGGUGGUAAAUUGUGUCCCGAUAGUUUGGAUAUCAUACUGGUAGUAGUUAGGAAUAGAGUCUUGAUAUACUUUUGUAGCUCUUCCUUUGGUGACUCUAGCGCACCUAUGAAUAUCAGUAAAUUAAAAUUGGGACCAUAAUAAGCAUGCUGCUUUUCUUGAAGUUUUAUGUAAAACCUAUACAAAAGUAGCUAGGAAAAUUUUUCUACAUAUAAUUCGAUGCGUCUUCAUCUGCUUUAUCCAACCGCGAAAACCGCAGAUCUCUAUCUCGUUCCUAUCAAAAGCUAUUCAAAAAAUGCCCACGAUCAUUUAACUCUGAAAUGGACAAUAAUUACGAUAUACUGCUCUUAACAUCUUAAUAAUUGCUGACAAAGAAGUAACUGAGAAAUAUGCAAUUAAGUGAUGUAAAUUUGAUAAGUAAUAUGGAUACAUUGAUAGACAAAAGUUUGUGCAGAGAUAAAAGUCCGUUUUAUAAUAAAAAAACGUAUUGAAUAGGAAGCGUUAUUCAACGGCUUGUUUGCGUUAUUAGUGAAAAAGAACGCGUUCAAACGAAGAUUUUUGCAAAUUUUUUUUCUUCAUAGAAUCAUCUUCUAGAAGAAUGAUUCCAUCCGUAAUAUACAGAUGAGUUUAACUUAGGCAAAAGGAUCACAAUACAUCAAUCUUAGUCUGUCUCUACAUAUCUUCUAAGAACAGUUCUGUCUGCUUUGCCAUUUUCGCAAGAGAAUUUCUGAGCGAGCUCUAUCUCUCUAUAUUCCUAUUAGUGUUUCGUGAUUUUUUUCGCGUAAUCUCAAAAAUUUUAUCAUAGUUAUCUUUUUCAGAAGCGUUUUCAUGAUGUACUAAAUCCCAGUUAGAUAAACUAUUGCAUUUCUUCCCUUCGAAAAUAUUGAUGAGCUACAUCGAUUCUUUCAUGCACAAUAGUUCGUAGUCUAGCAUAUGCUUCUAUUUUGUUCUCGUCCAGAAAGUCAGCCAUUAGUCGAAGUAGUUUGUUGAGAGCAUUUUUUUUUGGUUUACCACGUGCAUCGAAACGUUUUAUUAGUUCGUACAGUAAAUCUCGGGAAAGAAAUCGUAAUAUAACGUCAUAUGAAAUAUAAAAAUGCAAGAGCAUUGCAAUUGGGUUGACUCCCUUCCAUUUGCAUAUGUCAUCGUACAGAGCUUUUUCUUAUCCUAAUAAUCGUAUAGAUUGUGCAAGAUCAUCUAUACAUAUAAGUCGGACCCUUGUUUCUUCCAACUUACAGCAAGUAAAACAAGAUGAUGUCACCGUAUUCAAUUAUCAUAUCAAAGACGAAUUUGAACUUGAAAAAAGUUGCAGAUAAAAAAAUUGGAUUCGACUAUAAUAGAAACAAUUGAUUUUUGUUCGAUUGUAUUAUCUGCAGAUUUUACGAGUAACAUUUUUAUUGACAAUUCUGGUUCGACCAGUAAUCACUUGCCAUCUAGUCAUGAAACAAUUUUGCAAACUGAAUUGAGUAUUUGUCAAAAUAUUCGUUUCGAUUUUAUUGUUCUUUAGGAUUCAACCGCUGAAAUAUUGCAAAAUAUUCAAAUUGCCAAAUCAUUAGGUGGAACGUAUCCACACGUUAUUUUUCAAAAUCCUUCGACGAAAACAGCAUUUCAAAAAUCCGAUGUGCUGGUCUUUGUGACAGAUGGAGAAAUUGAUCAAGACAAUGUGACACAAGUAAACAAAUCUCUUGUAUAGAUUUUAGAAGAAUAUUCAUGUCUUUUGCGUUUCCAAAAUAUCCGGAUUUUUACUAUUGGAUAGUUUACCAUGCCCUUCGACUGAUGAAUAAAACUAAAAUUCAGGCAUUUACUUAAAUCCAUUUUCUCAGUACCAGUUUUUAAACAUGAAAUGAAUCUAUGAUGCUUUUGUUUUCUACAUCCUUGGUUCACUCGAGAUUACACUUGUACUAAAAUUAUCGGAUCUGCUAUUUGCUUUUCUUUUUAAAAGUCUUACCUUGCUAAAUUUGGGUAGGUGUUCCAAAAUUGGGUUUAUCAACUAAUAACCUCAAGUCAAUCUUCGGUGUAACCAUCUCAAUAUUUUGACUCUUCUAUUCGACAAAUACAAGAUUUUAAAGAAGGAAAAAAUAGACAACUUGAUUUCGUCCUAUUAGAUUCAGAAGAAGUCUCAGAUAGGACAAACGAAGUUCGAAGAAUAACGUGAAUAACAUUAGUUAAUAUUUCUAACCUUUGCAAGCUGAUAGCUCUGAAGAGAGGACUUCUGAGCAUUUUGGAUCUAUCAAAAAUUUUAAUCUACUACUCGAGACCUAUGUAUUUUGAAAGCUUAUAAUUCUUCAUUGAAAUACUUUCGAGAAAUCUUGAAAACGAAUACAGAUGUUUCCUUUGAAUUCCGCUAAAACUUGAAAUUCUUAUUGUAUAACAGUAAGCUGAUGUUCAUAGAGAGAAAAGCUCAAUAUUUUUCAGAAUCUAUUUUCUACAUAAAACUUGAAUGAAAAUAAUUCGUUGAAAAUUUCAAGCAGAAACGAACUAUGUCGGAAAGAAUUUGUUAAAUAAAAAUAAACAGAAAUCUCUUUUGAAAUGUUCAUAUUUGAGGAAGUGCCGAUAUUUGACGCCAUCAAGUCUACCCUUCAUAGUAUUUUAAUAAAAAAAAAAUCGUUUUUUCUCUCUGACUUCUCGUAAAAUCCAAUUGUCAACAAUCAACCGUAUGAAUUUAGCUAAUAGAGAACUGAUUCAACGUAUUUUCUGCAAUUAUUUUUUCUCUCUGUUCUAGUUUGCAUCAUAUACAACAGGUAAUUUGUAUUAUUGUAAACAGAAAGCUCAACAAUCCAUCCAAUGUCAAUAUUUCAGUUGUUGCUUCAUUGAUGGUAGCACCGAAUGUUUUAUGUCUAUUUUAUGAUGGUGAAACAUUUUAUAUUUUUUUAUCAAAAGAUUUAUUAGUAGAAUUUAUUCAUCACCAGAUAGUUUAACAGAUUAUCAACCAUUGCCUACACUCAAGAUGAAUGAACUCUUUCAAAAUGUAAACAUCUAUGAACAUGUCAAAAUUCCUGAUGGUUACGUUAAUAUUCGUGAAACUGAACGAGAAAUCGUUGCAUUAGAUUUCGAGAAAUUUAUUAAUACGAAAUAUCUCAAUUUGGUAACAAAUAUCGAUCAUGAAGAAUGGAAAACAUUAAUUCAAUACGCUAAAAUUAGUAAUAAAUUAUCUCAAUUACGAACAUUUGUUACACAAAUGAAAAAUGAAGCUAUUCAACAUGAAACAACAAGAAUCAAAGAUAAAUUUGAUUUUCAAUAUGGUCAACAACGUGAUGCAAUCGUAGCAAAAAUUGUUGAUUUGCAAACAUCAGGGAUAGGUGAUCCAAUUGAGCUCAAUACUCUUCGAACACAAUUACAUGCCGUAUCGGAUCAAACUAAAAUUGAACAAUUGGAAUAUAUUAAAUAUGUCAAUUUAAAUCUUCAUAGAACACAUCAAUAUUGA
Molecule: messenger RNA, 5560 nt
Organism: Rotaria sp. Silwood1
Lineage: Eukaryota; Metazoa; Rotifera; Eurotatoria; Philodinida; Philodinidae
Source: the annotation of a GenBank genome assembly